UACUUGUUGGCGACACGGGAGUCGGGAAGACUUCUAUUUUCUUGAGAUAUGAAAGAAACUACUUCUCCAGGCACAGGACGUCUUCAUUUGGUGUUGAUAAAUGCACCAAAGAAAUUUCUGUAGACGACCAACUUUGCAAGUUAAACAUCUGGGAUACAGCUGGGCUUGAGUGCACAGGCUCAUUAACUUCUCAUUACUACCACUUGGCUCAGAGCAUUAUUUUUGUCUAUUCCGUGGAAAGUCUAGCUUCAUUAACUGCACUCCAUCACUGGAUACAAGAUGCAGAACAAUACGCACCAAACGCGAAAAAAUUUCUUGCAGGAAAUAAGAACGAUUUGGAUAAAGAUGACUGGGAAGUGGACGAAGGCAUACUACAGAGAUUUAUGGACAAUAAAGAGUUUGCAUUGAAAUUUGAUAUUUCUGCACUGUCUGGUGAUGGUGUAUGUGAGAUGUUUAAAAGUAUAUCAAGACACUUACUACAGAGGAAUGUAAAACCAAGUUUGCCAGCAACUGAUGGGUUCUCUGUACCUGAUUUAUCCCAAGAAGAUUCUCUGGACCUUAGGAAAAGCAUGACUAGCGAGUCAGGCUCUGGUUGUUCAUGCUAAUUAAUGUUACUAAUUUUACUUUUAGAAAUAAUACUGAUAGAAUCGACUUUUUUAUUUCUGUUUACCAAAUGUUAUUAUGAAUAAAAGUUACAAUUAUCUCCAAUUUAGAAUUUUUAUUUUAUUCAUAAAAAUACAUAGUAUCUAAGGAUCCAUAAAGAGGCAACGCACUCCUCCCCCUUUCUCUGUGAAACAAGGACUCGGAUGUGCCUGAAAUUAGGAGAAGAAAAACAACAGGAUUUUGGGAUUUGGGUUACUGGGGACAGAAUUUUAGGCAUCUAGGAAAAUGGUACCUGCAGCUUGGUAAACAGGAUUUACACGAGUUAGUUUGCUAUAAGAAGGGCGUAAAAAAGCGGAAGAAGAAAUCGUAGAAACUAGUUGUUUUUGUUUAUUGUUAUUUUCUAGGCAUUCUAUGCUUUGUUUCGAAACUGAGACAUUAACCGGAAAUAAUUUUCACUUCCGUUCACAACAAAAGUGUCACGUGACAGGACACACCAGUUUGAGAAGUUGUGUGAGUUAUUAAAACGUUGGCUGUUCGUUCUCUGAACUGAAAGUUAUUUUCACCCUUUUUACCAAACUUUCAAUGGCAGAGAAAGCACCCUCGACUGGGGGAGCCACAGACUCUGAUUUCGAGCAGUUGCAAGGCGCUGUCACUGUGAUUUCGUGCGCAGAGGAACCACCGAGCCAUGUGGAAAACUCUCAGACAAGCAGAAGAGCACGUUCUUUGUGGGAAAAGGUGAAAAGGAAAUUUACUUCAAGACGCACUGAUUCAAAUGAGAAUGAACACAGAGAGUUUGAAGGCGUCGAUAGAACACAAUACGUGUACGAAGACGACAAAGAUUAUCAUCAUUACGAAACAGACUCGGAAAGCGAAGAGAUUGACGAGCCAGUGUUUGUCAGUAAUGCAGAACUGUUUUCUCAAAACGGGAGAGAUCAUGUACCUCGGAGAAAAUAUCGCGAUCGACUCUACAUGAAGCCUGAUAUUAUGCAACUACAUCGGUCUAGGCGAGCCCAAACGUUUAGCUUUUUCACAAGGGAAGAGCGAUCAGAUAAUCACGCUAAACACAGAAAUGCCAGUAAUUGCAAAGAUAACUCAUGUUUACAAUGCGAAGAAAGUAGAUCUCGAAUUACUCAGAGAAAUCGAUUUUGGAUUUUCAAGAGGUCUGCAGUCAAAUCGAAAAAGAACGAUACAAAUAAAAUUGGAGCAAUUGGGAAUAAUAUGUGUGAUGUGCUGAAUGGAAAUAUAAGGGCGAAUCAUGGUAGUGAAUUGGUGGCAGGUAAUGUACUUCCUGGUUUGAGGGACCCCCCUCCACUCCCCUUGCGGCCAUUAGUGCAGAGGAGGCAUAUGAGGCGAUGCUACUCUGAUAGUCAACCUGAUUUAUCUGCCGUCAGUCAGGGGUACAGAGAUGGUGUUGCAAAAAGGUAUGGCAAUACACAUUCGAUAGCAUGCAGUGAACAUCGGUUGUUGAGAGCCAACAGUGCCAACAAUUUAGAUGUAACUAACACGUUUCCAAGUCCAGUAUCCUCAUCCGAGCCAGGCUUUCCAACUGCAGCCACAAAUAUCAUUAGUGAUCAAUUCGAUAGUCAGUCAGUGAACACUAAUGCAGACAACAACACUGUGCGUCGAUUGUCGUCAAGUCUAAAAACCUUGUCUAACUGUGGCUGGUACUGGGGUCCCAUGUCAAGUAAAGAAGCAGAAAAGGAACUUUACAAUCAGCCAGAUGGCUGCUUCCUGGUACGAGAUAGUGAAAAUGACUAUCACCUCUUAAGUGUUAGCUUCCGAUCAAAGGGUGCAACAUGCCAUACAAGACUAAUUUACAACAAAGGGAAGUUUAGUUUUUUUCAAGACGAGAUGGGAAAGGACUCUGCAUAUGAGCUUAUCAUGCAUGCCAUGGAAGCGUCCCAGGACGGCAUCCUCUGUAAUUCCAGGGGCCAUAAUAGGAACACUAUCUGCUAUCCUGUUCGCCUACAGGUUCCUAUUUCAAGGUUUAACACAGUUCCACCACUUCAGUUUCUCUGUCGAUUUGUGAUCAGACAGAAUAUCAGAUGUGACCAACUAGAUCAACUGCCCCUACCAAAACAAAUUAUAAGAAAUCUAAGUGGAAAUCAUUUUCGCUUAGACAGUGAACAGUGCAUUACAGAUAGGAGACAUUGAUUGAUGAAUAAUCACAAAAAUGGAGAUUUUUUUCAAAUCUUAUGCUCUAAGUCAAUCUUUAUUUGGUUUGUUACAUUUGAAUGUAAGUAUGACUCCCCCUCUGGGUUUAACUCUCCCUCUCUCUCUGGUUAUGACUCUCCCUCCCCCUCCCUCUCUAGGUUUAACUCUUCCUCCCUCUCUGGGUAUGACUAUCUCUCCCCCUCCCUCUCUGGGUUUAACUCCCCUCCCCCUCUGGGUAUGACUAUCCCUCCCCCUCUGGGUUUAUCCCUCCCUCUCUGGGUAUGACUAUCUCUCCCCCUCUGGGUAUGACUAUCUCUCCCCCUCCCUCUCUGGGUUUAACUUCCCUCCCUCUCUGGGUAUGACUAUCCCUCCCCCUCUGGGUUUAACUCCCCUCCCCCUCUGGGUAUGACUAUCCCUCCCCCUCUGGGUUUAACUCUCCCUCCCUCUCUGGGUAUGACUAUCUCUCCCCCUGCCUCUCUGGGUUUAACUCCCCUCCCCCUCUGGGUAUGACUAUCCCUCCCCCUCUGGGUUUAUCCCUCCCUCUCUGGGUAUGACUAUCUCUCCCCCUCCCUCUCUGGGUUUAACUCCCCUCCCCCUCUGGGUAUGACUAUCUCUCCCCCUCCCUCUCUGGGUUUAACUUCCCUCCCUCUCUGGGUAUGACUAUCCCUCCCCCUCCCUCUCUGGGUUUAACUCCCCUCCCCCUCUGGGUAUGACUAUCUCUCCCCCUCCCUCUCUGGGUUUAACUUCCCUCCCUCUCUGGGUAUGACUAUCCCUCCCCCGCUGGGUUUAACUCCCCUCGCCCUCUGGGUAUGACUAUCUCUCCCCCCUCCCUCUCUGGGUUUAACUCCCCCCCCCCCUCUGGGUAUGACUAUCCCUCCCCCUCUGAGUUAACUCUCCCUCCCUCUCUGGGUAUGACUAUCUCUCCCCCUCCCUCUCUGGGUUUAACUCCCCCCCCCCCUCUGGGUAUGACUAUCCCUCCCCCUCUGAGUUAACUCUCCCUCCCUCUCUGGGUAUGACUAUCUCUCCCCCUCCCUCUCUGGGUUUAACCCCCCUCCCCCUCUGGGUAUGACUAUCCCUCCCCCUCUGGGUUUAACUCUCCCUCCCUCUCUGGGUAUGACUAUCUCUCCCCCUCCCUCUCUGGGUUUAACUCCCCUCCCCCUCUGGGUAUGACUAUCUCUCCCCCUCUGUGGGUUUAACUCCCCCUCCCUCUCUGGGUAUGACUAUCCCUCCCUCUCUGGGUUUAACUCCCCUCCCUCUCUGGGUAUGAGUAUCUCUCCCUCUCUGGGUUUAACUCCCCUCCCCCUCUGGGUAUGACUAUCUCUCCCCUCCCUCUCUGGGUUUAACUCCCCUCCCUCUCUGGGUAUGACUAUCCCUCCCCCUCUGGGUUUUACUCCCCCUCCCCCUCUGGGUAUGACUAUCUCUCCCCCUCCCUCUGGGUUUAACUCCCCCUCCCUCUCUGGGUAUGACUAUCUCUCCCCCUCCCCCUCUAAGUAUGACUUCCCAGGGACGACUCCCCCCAUCAGGGUACUACUCCCUCCCCCCCCCCCCCCCACCCCCCCCACUGGGAACAAGUCCCUCAUGACAUAGAUGUCGAUGUUUUUUAUUGGUACCAUAUAACUUUUGUUACAUAGGUUAUUUCAACCAAUAAAUUUCUAUAUUACGUA
Messenger RNA from Nematostella vectensis (starlet sea anemone), 4421 nucleotides. RefSeq lists its product as uncharacterized. Gene Ontology annotation, molecular function: 1-phosphatidylinositol-3-kinase regulator activity. Lineage: Eukaryota; Metazoa; Cnidaria; Anthozoa; Actiniaria; Edwardsiidae. Bases 1186 to 2757 code for a protein of 523 amino acids. The record is from RefSeq and is a predicted model, not a curated record. The transcript is spliced from 2 exons. Gene Ontology annotation, cellular component: phosphatidylinositol 3-kinase complex. Gene Ontology annotation, biological process: phosphatidylinositol phosphate biosynthetic process; intracellular signal transduction.